Amaranthus tricolor (Joseph's coat) is the source of this 1768-nucleotide messenger RNA. RefSeq lists its product as uncharacterized. NCBI's taxonomy places the organism in Eukaryota, Viridiplantae, Streptophyta, Magnoliopsida, Caryophyllales, Amaranthaceae. The transcript has 3 exons. The record is from RefSeq and is a predicted model, not a curated record. The coding region runs from base 321 to 1544 and encodes 407 amino acids.
UAAUAAAUAAUACUAAAAAAAACAAAUUAGACAUUUGAAAACUGGGCUAUUUAAAUUAAUAGAUUUUGUACCUCUUCCAAAGGUUAAGAAAAUCCCUAAUAAUUACUUCAUAAAAACCUUUUCCGUACUUUUCCUCUCCAGGGUGGUCAUUUUACUCAUUUCUGUUCCUCCAUAUCUCUCUCUUCACCUCGGUAAUAACUAAUUUCUCUUCAAUUUUUAAGUUCAUCGAUUGAAUUCAACAUUCAAUUUCAUAUUCUGAUUCAAAAAUUUUUGUUUUCAUUGAUGAAAUGGCAGAGAUUGAUAUAUAGAGUAGCUAGACGAUGACGACUUUUUCAGCAAUACUACUAGAUCGGUUUCUAGAACCAAAACCGACGUCGUCAUAUUCCAACAACACCAAUAAGAAGAUUCCAGAUGUAAUUCCGCCAUAUCCGAAGCUCGAGGCGUCGUACAAUCUCAAAUCUUCUUCUAGAAGACAAGAGAUACCACCACCAUACCCUCAGUUACAUCGCCGGAAUUCAACAUCGUCACCUUCUGAGAGGGUGCAUAUUCACCCGGAGCUCUACACCACACCAGAACCUACACCUCUUCCUGAUUCUCCAACAUCUUCGUUUCCUCCUUCUCCUUACGUUAUCAACCACAAACGUAGGGGCCCACGCCUUCUCAAGAGUUUGUGGGACCAAAAUGUUGCGACGACGGUGGCGGAGAUUGGUGAUGAAAAAUUGAAGGAUGAAGUUUUGGUGAAUGAAAUUGAGGUUGAUGAAAUUGGUAUUGAUGCUAAUGGUGAUUGUUUGGAGAGAGAGAAUGGUGAGAAUGAACAUUUCUUUGAUCCACAGGAAUCUUUGAGUUUCUCAAGUACUGUUGACAUCGAGGAUUACGGCGGUGAGAGGUGGGUGAAAGCUGAUACUCCUGAUACUCCCGUGGGAGAGUUUUAUGAUGCAUGGGAAGAGCUCUCCUCUGAUGGUGGGGUACAAGCACAGCGUUCACUUAAUGAUGUUGAGACCGAGUUACGAGAAAUGAGACUAAGCUUGAUGAUGGAGAUUGAAAAGAGAAAGCAAGCAGAAGAAGCUCUACAGAGUAUGCAACAACAAUGGCAGAUGUUGCGAGAGAAGCUAGGGGCAGUAGGAUUGAGACUUCCAGCAGAUUUUACUAUUUUACCAGAGGAUAGCCAAUCAGGCUCUGAUCCUUCGGAGGACAUUUGUCGACAAAUUGAACUGACGCGUUUUGUGUCAGAAUCAAUUGGGAGAGGGAUUGCGAAAGCUGAAGCUGAGGCAGAGAUGGAAGCUCAGCUAGAAGCGAAGAACUUUGAAACUGCUCGCUUAUGUGACAGAUUGCAUUAUUAUGAGACUGUGAAUCAAGAAAUGUCUUAUCGGAACCAAGAAACCAUUGAGCUUACACGCCGUGAGAGACAGAAGAAGAUGAGAAGACAGAAUUGGGUUUGGGGAACAAUUGGCUCAGCAGCCAUUGUGCUUGGCACAACCUUGUUAUGGUCUUACCUUCCCAAUAAUGAAGGAUCAUCUUUGAAAAAUGAUUUUAAUGCUUCCUAACCUGUUAGUCAUAAGAAUUGAUGAAGCUUGUUAUCAAACCUAGAGCUAAUGAAUAACAGUUCGUUACAGUUUUGCAAUUUGUAAAACUGCCUUUUUUUUUUUUUUUUUCCCGAAAUUCAUAAUUUUGUGCUACGCACAGUGUAUAGUUCUGUGAAAAUAAUGUAUCCUUGAAGUUCAGCCUGUUUUGGGCUCCCUUUGUGCCAGCGAUUAGAGGUAUUCCCGCA